This is a messenger RNA of Castor canadensis (American beaver), 1647 nucleotides long. The record is from RefSeq and is a predicted model, not a curated record. NCBI's taxonomy places the organism in Eukaryota, Metazoa, Chordata, Mammalia, Rodentia, Castoridae.
AUGCCUCAGCUGAGCCUGUCCUGGCUGGGACUGGGGCUGGAGGCAGCCUCCCCUUGGCUGCUCCUGCUCCUGGUUGGGGCCUCCUGGCUCCUGGCUCGUGUCCUGACCCAGAUCUACGCCUGCUGUGAAAACUCUCGUCGCCUGCAAUGUUUCCCUCAGCCCCCCAAACGGAACUGGUUCUUGGGUCACCUGGACAUGAUCCCUCCCACAGAGCAGGGCAUGAAGAAAGUGACUCAGCUGGUGACCACCUAUCCCAAGUGCUUUAUGAUAUGGAUGGGUCCCAUUAUCCCUGUCAUCACCUUGUGCCACCCUGACACCAUCCGACCUAUCCUCAGUGCUUCAGUUGCUGUGGCACCCAAGGACAUGAUGUUCUACAGCUUCUUGAAACCCUGGCUGGGAGAUGGGCUCUUGCUGAGCACCAGUGACAAGUGGAGCUGUCACCGUCGCUUGCUGACACCAGCCUUCCACUUCAACAUCUUGAAGCCCUAUGUGAAGAUUUUCAACGACAGCACAAAUGUCAUGCAUGCCAAGUGGCAGCGUCUGAUCUCAGAGGGCAAAAACCGUCUGGACAUGUUUGAACAUAUCAGCCUCAUGACCUUGGACAGUCUCCAGAAAUGCAUCUUCGGCUUCGAAAGUAACUGUCAGGAGAAGCCCAGUGAAUACAUUGCCACCAUCUUGGAUCUCAGUGCCCUAGUGACAAGAAGGGGCCACAACUUGCUUAUGUAUAUGGACUUCCUGUACCACCUCACCCCUGAUGGGCAGCACUUCCGCAAAGCCUGUCGCCUGGUGCAUGACUUCACAGGCGCUGUCAUCCAGGAGCGACGCCAAACUCUCCCAGAUCAGGAUGUUGAUGACUUCCUCCUGGCCAAGGCCAAGUCCAAGACAUUGGACUUCAUUGAUGUGCUGCUACUGACCAAGGAUGAAGAUGGGAAGAUGCUGUCAGAUGAGGACAUACGAGCAGAGGCUGACACCUUCAUGUUUGAGGGCCAUGACACCACAGCCAGUGGUCUCUCCUGGGUCCUAUACAACCUGGCAAAACACCCAGAAUACCAGGAGCGCUGCCGACAGGAGGUGAGGGAGCUCCUGAGGGACCGGGACCCUAAAGACAUUGAAUGCCUGUGCUUUUCUCCUUUGAUAAUUGUUAAGGUGCUGGAUUUCCUUAGGGACGACCUGGCCCAGUUGCCAUUCCUGACCAUGUGCAUCAAGGAGAGUCUGCGCCUGCAUCCACCGGUUGUAUUCAUCACCCGCCGCUGCACACAGGACGUGAUGCUCCCAGAUGGCGCGGUCAUCCCCAAAGGUGUUACCUGUGCCAUCAGUAUUUUUGGGACCCAUCACAACCCAGCAGUGUGGCCAGAUCCUGAGGUCUAUGACCCCUUCCGCUUUGACCCAGAAAACAUCAAGGACAGGUCACCUUUGGCUUUUAUUCCCUUCUCGGCGGGGCCCAGGAACUGCAUCGGACAGACGUUCGCCAUGAGCGAGAUGAAGGUGGCGCUGGCGCUGACGCUGCUGCGCUUCCGCGUGCUGCCCGACCACGCGGAGCCGCGCAGGAAGCCUGAGCUGAUCCUGCGCGCAGAGGGCGGGCUGUGGCUGCGGGUGGAGCCGCUGCGCGCGGGCGCUCGGUGACCACAGCCUGCGGGACCCGACCGU